Molecule: messenger RNA, 1269 nt
Organism: Owenia fusiformis
Lineage: Eukaryota; Metazoa; Annelida; Polychaeta; Sabellida; Oweniidae
Source: the annotation of a GenBank genome assembly
CUGGGACAGAUUUUACUUCCGGUUAUUAUGUUUUGAAAAGUACAUCGCCAUAUUUUCCACGAUUCUGACGUUUGUUUAGUGUCUUAGGUGAAAAUAAGGCUAAGGUGCAAUAUGGAUAGUCAGCCAAAUCUCCGUCUCUUCACUGGCUGGGUCCUCAUCGCACAGGUUCUUGGUCUAACAUCUGUUAUCCUCGUAGCGGUAUGGAUGGGCUCCUAUAGAGGGGGCUUUGCCUGGCAGGAAGAUCCAGGUCGGGAGUUCAACUACCACCCAUUGUUCAUGAUUAUUGGUCUAGUCUUUCUAUAUGGUGAUGCUAUAAUGGUUUAUAGAGUCUUCAGAACCGAGCGUAAAACCUUUGUAAAAAUCCUCCAUGCUUGUAUACAUGUUCUCGUCAUGGCGUUUGCUGGGGUUGGACUAAAAGCAGUAUUCGAUUCUCAUAAUUUACAUAAAAAGGGCACGGUACCCGCCCCUAUACCAAAUCUAUAUUCGCUACACAGCUGGCUGGGACUGACUACAGUGAUAUUAUUUUGUCUCCAGUGGGUGUUUGGAUUCGUUAGUUUCCUGUGGCCCAAAGUUGCGCUAAGCAUGAGAACAAUCUACAAGCCGAUACAUGUCUAUUUUGGCCUUGCAAUAUUUGUUAUGGCCAUAGCUACAUCACUAAUGGGCAUAACAGAAAAAGCAUUUUUCAGUGUGGGUUCUCCAAGCUACAAAGGUGUCCCUUAUAGUGCACUACCUGCUGAGGGUGUCAUUAUUAACAUAUUGGGAAUGGUCCUUGUGGCACUAGGUCUAGUCGUAGGUUACAUAAUAACUAAUCCUGAUUAUGAACGUCAACCAACCCCUGAAGAAGAGCACAUUCCACUUGACCAAUAGGAGCCAUUCAGCUGAUGUGAAUAUGUCUCCAGUGACCAAUAGGAAUCAGUUAUCCAAAGAGGAUUAUAAGUCUCAUCCAAUAGGAGUCAAUUAGCUUUUUCCUGCCUUUCCCAAUUGGGCAAUCAGAGCCAGCUGAAAUUCUUCAAAUCUAUGACGUCAUGGAUUUCGUUGUUAUUAAAUAAGUUAUUGAGUGAUCUAACCUGACAUCUAUAUUAAAGAUUAUAAAAAAAUAAUCUGGAUCUUGGAAAUGGUAUGUCAACAAAGAGAAACUUAUGUUCAUUAGGGUCUCUUAAUAGUUGCCUGGUGUUUCAAAAAUUGAAGUGUUUUAUCUAGUUGGAAAUCAUAUACCACUUUCUGCAGUCGGCAUCUGUGUACAAAUGGCAAGUGGUGACAUUUUGCAUG